GCUCUGUGACAGACGACCAUUCACGAGGGACUCAGAUUAUUUAACCUGCAUAUAGUCACUCGAAUAACCUGACCUUAGACUACCUAGAGUGUAUACACAUGGAUGGGAGCUUCUCAUUGUAGUGGAGAAUGGAGAUUGGGGUAGAUAAUGGGGAUGUUUGCCAUGAUGUUUGCCAUUGAGCCAUUGAGAACGAUAGGUUAUCGAUAAGCCAGGCAUAUCGCUAUAUCGGCCAGCCAUCCCCAGCAGCUGCUUCAUCUCGCCUCUUCUUCCUUCGACAAUCAGCUCGCCAGCAUCCAAGUCUCCACGAUGGCUUCCCACGCGGCACCCGUAGACCUCAAUGGUCAUGGCAUUGCAUUAGGAUCCUCACAACCCAAGAAGGUCGCCUAUUUCUAUGAUUCCGACAUUGGAAACUUCGCCUACGUCGCCGGCCACCCCAUGAAGCCCCAUCGCAUCAGGCUGGCGCAUAGCUUAAUUAUGAAUUAUGGCGUGUACAAGAAGAUGGAGAUCUACCGAGCCAAGCCUGCAACGCGACUCGAGAUGACGCAGUUUCACACGGACGAAUACAUAGACUUCCUGCAAAAAGUCAGCCCCGAGAACAUGGACAACUUCCAGCGCGAACAAACGAAAUUCAACGUCGGCGACGACUGUCCUGUGUUUGAUGGCCUGUUCGAGUUCUGUGGCAUUAGCGCGGGUGGCAGCAUGGAGGGUGCGGCUAGAUUAAACCGACAGAAAUGCGAUAUGGCCGUGAACUGGGCUGGAGGACUUCAUCACGCCAAGAAAUCCGAAGCUAGCGGCUUCUGCUACGUGAAUGACAUUGUCCUUGGCAUUCUUGAGCUGUUACGGUUCAAUAAGCGCGUCCUCUACAUCGACAUCGAUGUCCACCACGGUGAUGGCGUCGAGGAAGCCUUCUAUACAACCGAUAGAGUUAUGACUGUAUCUUUCCACAAAUAUGGCGAGUACUUCCCAGGGACCGGCGAGCUUAGAGAUGUUGGCAUCGGCACGGGCAAAUAUUAUGCUGUCAACUUUCCUCUACGCGAUGGCAUAGACGAUUCAUCUUACAAAUCCGUUUUUGAGCCCGUCAUCUCGAGCGUCAUGGAGUUCUACAACCCUGAUGCGGUUGUCUUACAGUGUGGUGGUGACAGUCUUUCUGGCGAUCGACUUGGCUGCUUCAACCUGAGCAUGGAGGGCCACUCCAACUGUGUCAAGUUCGUCAAAAGCUUCAAUCGACGUACCCUCGUUGUCGGUGGAGGUGGCUACACCAUGCGCAAUGUGGCUCGAACAUGGGCUUUUGAAACAGGUUUGCUGGUGGAUGCGCACAUGGACCGCACACUUCCAUUCAACGAAUACUACGAAUAUUAUGGUCCCGACUAUGAACUCGACGUCCGAGCUUCCAACAUGGAAAAUGCAAACAGUCCCGAAUAUCUCGAAAAGAUCAAGAACCAGCUGAUCGAGAAUCUUCGGAGGACGGCACAUGUCCCCUCAGUCCAGAUGCAAGAUGUUCCACGGCAUUCUCUCGGUGCCAUGACAGAUGAGGAUGAUGCUGAGCUGGACGAUCUGGAUGAAGAUGAGAACAAGGAUGUGCGCAUGACACAACGUCAAUGGGAGCAGCGGAUAGAACGUGACGACGAGUACGAAGCAAGCGACAACGAAGAAAUGGAGAAGGCCAAUGGCGUUCACCGCAACGGCAGCUCUCGGCGAGGCUUCCAAAAUUACCGAAAUUCCGAUGCGGAAGCCGACAGCGGGGUGGCAACUCCCGCCGACGCUGGGUCUGAGACCGUCAUUAAGUCUAAGGAAGUUGACGAGGUUAUGAAAGAUGCAGAUGACGCAGCACAAGAUGGCGCCGCUGAAGCUAGCGAAACUUCACGCGAUGCUAAGCCUGCAGACAAUAAAUCGGAUGAAGGGGUUGAGGCUGCAGGCAUCGCGGAACAAGACGAAUCCCUUGCAGAAGCUCAAGAAGCUUCCAAAUCUAGUAAAAACAUUGACCAGGCCGAGAAGGCUGCAACACCCACUCGAGACGCCUCAAAAACGGCAGAUCCAGCCUCGAAAGAAGACGAGGUCAUGCAAGAUGCUGACGACAACUCUAAAGAACCUGAAAAGGAGGCCGAGAAGAAGCAAAGCGCGGAACCUGAGCCAAAAAAGUCACCAAAAGAUGACAAGAAAGACACUGAUGGAGACGUCGAUAUGAGCGAAACACCCACGGACAAGAAGCAAGACGAGAGUAAGAGCACAGACGCCGAAGAAAAAGCCGAGGAGCCUCCGUCGACUGAGACCACCGAGAAGACAAAAGACACUACUGAUAGUAAUUAAACACUCCGCAAAACCGCACCACAGGGAAGUGUUUGCUUAUGUACAUCGAGAACGUGGAGGAUUGUUUUCUCUUUAGAGGUGAAAGCUGUGUUUAAUGUAUACCACUUGAGUCAAAGCGAAAGGCGUUCCGGACCUAAAAGAGGAUAA
Messenger RNA from Xylaria bambusicola, 2454 nucleotides. RefSeq lists its product as uncharacterized. Gene Ontology annotation, molecular function: histone deacetylase activity. The transcript is spliced from 4 exons. The coding region runs from base 307 to 2307 and encodes 666 amino acids. The record is from RefSeq and is a predicted model, not a curated record. NCBI's taxonomy places the organism in Eukaryota, Fungi, Ascomycota, Sordariomycetes, Xylariales, Xylariaceae.